Brugia malayi is the source of this 630-nucleotide messenger RNA. RefSeq lists its product as uncharacterized. The record is from RefSeq and is a predicted model, not a curated record. NCBI's taxonomy places the organism in Eukaryota, Metazoa, Nematoda, Chromadorea, Rhabditida, Onchocercidae. The transcript has 5 exons. The coding region runs from base 1 to 630 and encodes 209 amino acids.
AUGAAUGAAAGAAGCCCACAAACUAUUGGUUCAAUUAUUGAAUAUAUGUGUAUGGUAGCAUAUCGAAAAUUUAUUACAAGGGCUAGGGGUGAAACAAUUCGGAAACGAUUACUCAAUAAAAAGUUUCUUUUCGAUGUGUCAGACAAAGAGAAUAUGCAAAGGUUAGAAGGUGGUUUUUUGGGAGAUGUAGAGGCAUGUGAACUGAAAGGAUUCGUUCAGGAUCUCCGUAAACGUGGAAUUGCACAUGAUGGGCCUGAUGGUAUACAUAUACCUGCCUUGGAAACCAUGGGUGAGCCAACAGAAGAGGAUGAUGCCGCUAGUAGUAGUAGCGAUGCGCCUAUUAGUGAAGCCGAUGCGAUUUUCAAUGAUGCAGCUGCACGCGCAGCUUUUGCUAGAAAAAUCGGUUCCUCCAAUAAGGUUCAGCGAACGUCACCCAGCAAACUUCGAGCGUAUUUUGAAGUUGCCAAUGCCGCACUCACUGAAGUCCCAAUUCCAAAUGAGAAAGAAGACAUCUGCAUCCCACCGGAAGGAGUAACUGUUAAAAAAUCAGUAGACGAAGACAGAACCAAUGAUGAGAAUCAGCAAACCGUUGGAAAUGAUUCACCUUCUAAGCGUACACGAUACUGUUGA